CAAACUGGGGAGCGGUUAAUGAUUCCAUCCAGGCCAGGCGCUGGGAGGGAGGCAGACUCUAACAAGGAGAUAUGGCAGGAGGAGCUAAGAGCUGUUCAUCUGUGUCAAGUUCUGGUACUCUUGUGUAAUAGGCAAGCUCUUUUGCUCUAGUUCUGUUUUGCAGAAGAGACACAGAAGGAGCGGCAAGCCCAAGCACAAAAGCUGAAGCUCAGCCUUGGCAACCAAGAACCCUUUCAGGCCUCCAAGAGGGAAGGAACAUUCACAAGAGUCUUCUUGCCAGAUACAAAGAUGGCAAAUGAAGGCAACCCUUGCCCCUGCAAUGCUGGAGAUACUCUUGACUACAAAAGUAUUGGACAUGAAAUUUCUGUUGAGCACAUCAGUGCCUAUCUUUGCAAACCUUCCCUCCCUACGGAGAAAGCUGUGAUUGUGAUUCAUGACAUAUAUGGAUGGCAGCUGCCCAAUACCAGAUACAUUGUUGAUAUGCUUGCAGCCAAUGGAUACCUAGCAAUUCUCCCAGACUUUUAUAAAAGACAAGAGCCUUGGAAACCAUCUAGCGAUUGGUCGACAUUUGAUGAAUGGCUAAAAACAAGAGAUGCCAAGAAAAUCAACAAGGAGACAGAUGUUGUCUUGAAGUAUCUUAAGGAGCAGUGUAACCUGAGGAAGAUAGGAGUCCUUGGAUUUUGUUGGGGUGGAGCUGCAGUACAUCACCUGAUGUUGUCAUAUUCUGACUUCAAGGCAGGCGUCUCAGUGUAUGGAGUCAUCAGAUUAGCAGAGGGCAGGUACAAUUUAUUGAAUCCCACAUUUUUCAUUUUUGGAGAGAAAGAUGAAUUCAUUCCUCUUGACCAGGUCUCUAUACUAGAACAGAAACUGAAAGAAGAGUGCAAAGUCAAUUUUGAAGUAAAAAUCUAUCCAGGACAAACACAUGGCUUUGUACAUCGCAAGAAAGACGAUAUGAACGCUAAAGAUAAACCCUACAUUGAAGAAGGAAGGAAGGACAUGAUAGACUGGCUCAAUAGAUAUAUUUUAUAGACAGAAUCUGUGGAAAUCAUAGGAGAAUGAUAGUACAACAGACAGGAUUUAAUCAAAUUUUACUCAAAUAUUAUGUGUACUUUUUAUUCACCACUAAAGCAAACAUAGCUGCACCACAUAUAUAAAGUGGUUUAAUAGUCUUUCCCCCUAUUCAGAUAAUCCCAUUUUGAGUUUUGCUAUGGAGGAAGAGGGUCAGAGGCAGUGUUCCCUCUAAGCUGAGUAAGUGUGAGCUAGCUCACAGAUUUUUAGCCCCCAGCUCACACAUUUUUGUCUUAGCAGGAAGGAUGACCCCAGAGCACACUAAGUGAUGCAGGAGCUCAAAACUUUCAUGCCAGGAGCUCACAAAGGAGAGUUUUUGCUCACAAGACUCUGCAGCUGAGAGGGAACAUUAGAGGUGCAUCACAGAGAAUUAACAGCACAUCUGUCCAACUACAGCUCCUAGAAUUCUUUGUUGGGAAGCAUUGACAGUAACACUGGUAUAAAACAUAUAUUUCUAUAAUGUGAUUAUGAUUAUGACAUGUCUUUAGAGGAAAUACAUCUUUGACUGCAAAUAAUCUUCUCAGAGUAUUUGUCUAUUUUAACAACUCAACAGAUAUUAAGUCUGUAAGUCUGUAAGAUGAGCAAAUGACAUCCCUGCUGUGCUUGUGGCAUUUGAGCCAUCUGAGGUUUCAGCAAGAACUCCAAGACAAAGCUUUUUCGUCUUGCAGCCCGAUUUCUUCACACCUGUCUGAUAAACGUGGAGUUAGGCACACAGGAAAGAAGAUGAUAUUGGAUUUAUAUCCUGCCCUCCACUCCGAAGAGUCUCAGAGCGGUUCACAAUCUCCUUUCCCUUCCUCCCCCACAACAGACACCCUGUGAGGUGGGUGGGGCUGGAGAGGGCUCUCACAGCAGCUGCCCUUUUGAGGACAACCUCUGCCAAGGCCAUGCUAGCAGGUGCAAGUGGAGGAGUGGGGAAUCAAACCUGGUUCUCCCAGAUAAGAGUCCGCACACUUAACCACUACACCAAACUGGCUCUCCUAGGACUCUGGGAGACUUUCCCAGGCACGGAAGGCACAAGUGGGGGCUAUCUGUAGAUAGCUUAGCCAUGCAAGGCUUGUGCCGUUCAAAAUAUCCUGCCCCUUCCAUAAGCCGCAGAUUUAAUUAUUUAUUUUAGUAAAUUUCUAUUCUGCCCAUUCCCCAUAGGGCUCAGGGUGGAGUACAACAUAUAAUAAAACAAUAAAAACAUUUUAAAAACAUUUUAAAAACAGGCAACUCAACAGCACUCAAAGAAGUUUACUGUAUCAUUAUAUAUUGUCCAGCCUGGCCGUCUCACAUCAUGAUAUCUCAUAGAGAUGGCAGAUGAUAAUCCAUUUUGUAGCACAGGUGACAGUACCGAUAGGGAAGGCCAACCAGAUCAAGAAUAGACGCCCGCAGCCCGGCAGAACAGCUGUUUUACAGGCCCUAUGGAAGCCAGGUAGGGCCUGGAUUUCUGUAAGGAGCUGAUUCCACCAGGUCGGGGCCAGGACUGAAAAAGCCCUUGCCCAAGUUGAGGCUGUCAGACAUUGGAGAGCAUUCCUUGACAUGACUAACUCCAUUUUUGAACUCCUGUUACUAACUAUGAAACAGAAGACCUUACAUAUCAAACAGUCUUAGAAAUGUUACUAACCCAUGCUGUGAAUUCCUCUGCAUAACACUAACAAAGCAACAGCUCUUUGAAGAUAGCGAGCCUCAAGGAGAGCCAGCAGGGCUCCUCCGUGAGAAAGGGAGCUGCAAGCGAUAAGAAGUAGGGAGAGUGUUACUUGUAGCAUUAGAGUGUGAGAAUGUGGGAUUGUUUGGAAAUGCCUUGAUGUAAGGCCUUAAAACCCAUGUAUGUUUCAAUACUUGCUAUCAGUUCCAAUAACUGCCUAUUCAGAACUUUGAGAUAUCAAAUAAACGCUACUACUUUUGCAACAAA
Messenger RNA from Heteronotia binoei (common prickly gecko), 2962 nucleotides. RefSeq names its product carboxymethylenebutenolidase homolog. The coding region runs from base 289 to 1029 and encodes 246 amino acids. The record is from RefSeq and is a predicted model, not a curated record. The transcript has 6 exons. Gene Ontology annotation, molecular function: hydrolase activity. Lineage: Eukaryota; Metazoa; Chordata; Lepidosauria; Squamata; Gekkonidae.